Messenger RNA from Chelmon rostratus (copperband butterflyfish), 2454 nucleotides. It is a transcript of the gene cep57, whose product is annotated as centrosomal protein 57. The coding region runs from base 127 to 1629 and encodes 500 amino acids. The record is from RefSeq and is a predicted model, not a curated record. Gene Ontology annotation, molecular function: gamma-tubulin binding; microtubule binding; identical protein binding. Lineage: Eukaryota; Metazoa; Chordata; Actinopteri; Chaetodontiformes; Chaetodontidae. Gene Ontology annotation, cellular component: centrosome. The transcript is spliced from 11 exons.
GCGAGCUGCUAGUCGUAUUUUAAAAGACCUUGGCUGUAGCUUUAAUUGAAACUAUUGUAAGCAUAUUUUGCACAUUUUAUUCCCCGGUUCAGCUCAAGCGAGGCAGACUGGAUUGGCUGCAUUUCAAUGGAGACUAUGUCAAAAACACCCGCUGCUGCUGCUGCUACACGGGAGAAGGACCCCUGUCCACUGCCACCCAGUGGAGUAGUUUCUGACAGCCUGUCACUCCCAUCCUUCAAAGAGUAUCCUGGCCACCGUCCCUUCAUCAACACACUCCUGUACCACACACCCCAAACACGCACACAUCAGUCCUGUCGCCCAUCAUCACCCAGCAAGGCUUUCCCAGAGACCAGCAGCGCAGCAAUCCUGUCUGCCUUGAAGAACCUCCAGGAGAAGAUCAGGAGGUUGGAGCUGGAGAGAGGACAUACAGAGCGCAGUCUGCGCACUGUGGGGAGCGAUGCAUCGCGCACACGUCUAGAGGGCGACACUGUCGUACAGCGGCACUUAAAUGAUCAGACGGUAACAGAGAGAGCGAUAAGUGGCCAGUCCAACUGCAACCAAGUGUUGAUCACCCACUUGGCUGCUGCGGAGUCUCGCUGUGUGAAGCUGGAGCAACAGCUGGAUCACAUGAGGAGGAUGUUGCGCAAUGCCAAGGCGGACAGGACCAGCCUACUCAAACAGCAGGUUUCCACGGAGACAACCAAGUCAGCUGAUCAACAGUCUGACACAGUGUCUGAGCAUGCCCAGUUGGAGAAGCUGGAGCGACUGGAGCAGGAGUAUCUUCGGCUGACACGCACACAAAACAGCGCUGAGAUGAAGAUCCGGCAGCUGGAGAUGAAGCUACAGGAGGAGGAGCACCAGAGAAAGCUGGUCCAGGAUAAGGCCAAUCAGCUUCAGACAGGCUUGGAGGCCAAUAGGAUCCUGCUGCAGUCAGUUUCACCUUGUCUGUCCACCAGACAGUUCAAAGAGAAGAAGACAGAUUCAAAGAAAUCUUUACCACAGCAGUCGUCCUACACACAGCCACACUACAGACUGAGCCUCAGAGAUGUACCGUUUGUUGCUGGAAUGUCAGUAGGCUGCAGCCACUCAGUCCGAGCAAACGUCCAGUCAGUUUUAUCUCUCCUGAAGCGACACCAGCCGCACCUCUGCAACAGCCGUGUCCUCUCUAACAGCGCAAACGGCUAUGAGACAGGUAGUCGCAGGCAUUCGGACACUUCCUCUUCUUCCUCCUCUGCCAGUGGGGGGGAGCUCACAGAGCUGCUGCAAGCACUACAGGAGGAGCUGCGACUCAUGAGCCUGGAGCAGGACGAGCUGAUGAGGCAGGUGGAGGCCAGUGUUUCUGAACAGGAAAGAAAAGAACUUCAGAGGGAGCAGGAGAGGCUGCUGCUGAAAAUGGAGAGGAAGGGAGAGCAGAUCAGUAAACUCUACAAACACAAAACGCAGAUAAAGAAGUUGAGAAAGGAGGCUAAUUCUAGGCCAAACGGUGGGAAUGAGGUCAGAGUGACUACCACUGUGUCCACCAGAGGGCGUUCUGCAGGAGCAGUCAAAGUUGGACCAGGAGAGAGAAGCAAGAGGAACCUGAGGCUGCUGAGGGACAUGAAGGCUCUGCAGACCUCACUACGGACCUGAAACCCACCAAGGCAUUAACGCAGCACACUAAGUUAAUCUUGUUGGUGCUAUCUACCUACCUACGACCAUUAUCACACCAUCAACACAGUCACUGACUGAUGAUCAACACAGAUUAUGGCAGGACAUUGAAAACAGGUGUAUGUUCAUGAACAUAUGAUCUCUUAAGAAGAAUAUAUAUUUGUUUGCUAGGAAUAUUGUACCUAAAAAGCCUGUUACUGGGUCUCCAACAGCCCCAGUGCAUUUUUAUCAAAAGAAUCUGUUGUCUGAUUAGUCAUCUUUUUCACCAGCAGAGGGCAUGAAAGAUCUAAUGAGCGCUAGAAAAGAUAUUUGAAGUUUUUUUGGGGGGGGGCAUGGAAGCAAGUUUUACAGUAAUGCACAACAUAAAUGAGAAAAACCCAGAAAAACUUUUUUUUUCUCCUUCAAGGGAGCCAAAAUCCCAUGGUGCUGAAAAAUUCCUUGGUUUCUUGAUAGUCACAGAUUGUCAAAUUUCACAACUCUUGAUGAAGUGGAUGCAUCAGCCUGAGGCAGUGUAAAGAAACUGCAGCGAUCAAAUGGGUUGAUACAUAUUUCUGCUGAGUGAUUAGCCGAAAGAUGCCCUAAAAUCUAAAAAAAAUACUGUGGUUAAAACGACUGACUCUUGAUCUAUGUGUCAUAUUGCAGAUUUUUACUAUGUGUAUUUGUACACACAGAUGUUGUGUGUUAUGAUCAGAGUAUUUGUAAUUAUUUCUACAAAUAUAAGCUGGGUUUUGAUAUUUUUUGCUAUCAUGGGUAGUCUAUUUUUGAGUGAGCAUUUCUCUAAGAAAUAAAGUAUUUAUGUUUGCAUGA